AUGCGGAUCUGGGGGCGUCACAAUUAUAGAGAUUUGUUGGUAAAAUUUCAAUGUCAUAUCAAUGUUGAAAUUUGUGCUCAUCCACGUAGCCUCAAAUAUCUCUUCAAGUAUUGCCUCGAAGGCCAUGACCGUGCCACCGUGGAAAUAAGGGGGAAGAAGCGCAGAUCCAACCUCGAUAAUGAACUAGAGCAACCUGAAGAUGAAAUCCAAUCAUUUUUCGACGGAAGAUACAUAUGUGGGUAUGAAGCCGCAUACCGAAUUUUCGAUUUUAGCAUCCACUACAGAUCUCUUGCUGUUCAAAGGCUUUCAUUCCAUCUAGAAGGGGAUAAAUCUUGCACGUUUCGUUCCAAUAAACCAUUACAAAAAGUUGCUGCCCGAGAAAAAUAUAGACACACUCAGUUGGAGGCUUUCUUCAUCCUUAAUUCAGAUGAUCCUAAUUCUAGGCAGUAUUUAUAUGACGAAAUUCCACAACAUUAUAUCUGGAACGAUAUAGAUAGGAUUUGGACUAUGAGAAAGAGGGGUAAAAAAUUGGUAGACUUUCUUACACACACCAUAGUUCCGGUAAAUUGUGGUAUUUGCGUCUUCUUCUCACAAAAGUUCGUGGUCCAACAACUUUCCAAGCUUUGCGGACUGUUAAAGGGAAGAAAUUUCAGACCUUUCAUGAAGCGUGCAAGGUUUAUGGACUAUUGGAUGAUGACAACGAAUGGGAUCAGUAUGGUUGAUGACAUUUUGAUAACUCAAAGAAGAUUGACUGGGAAUCCAUUACUCAUACUAUAUGAGAAGCAACAACAGUUUCAUGCCCUUGCAGAGAUUCAUACACUUCUGAAGAGCAUUGAGAAAUCAAUCAAAGAGUACACCAAAAUGCCUCAACCUCCUAACAGCUAUCUAGACUGUAGUGUCAACAAUUUGAUUAUCGAGGAAACAAGUUACGACAUUACAGGAAAUGGAUAA
This is a messenger RNA of Daucus carota subsp. sativus, 951 nucleotides long. RefSeq lists its product as uncharacterized. The record is from RefSeq and is a predicted model, not a curated record. NCBI's taxonomy places the organism in Eukaryota, Viridiplantae, Streptophyta, Magnoliopsida, Apiales, Apiaceae. The transcript has 3 exons. Bases 1 to 951 code for a protein of 316 amino acids.